UGGACUUUUAAAUUAACACCUAUUCAGCGAAAACGAAAUAUACUUUAAAUAUCAUAUUAUUAUUAUUAAUCGGGUUCUUUGGUUACAUAGGGUACAUUUUAACAGUCAGAUGUUUGCUUCGCAGUGAAGAUACCCUUUAUGAUCACUAGAAUACUAGAAUGCGUAGAAAUUGUUUUUUCUACGAGUAACGGGUAUAAAAAUACUAAUUAACUAAAGACUGGUUGCCAUGGCAAGCGUGCACAGAAAACGGGUUUAUUGAACAAAAUUAUUGACUAGUUAAAUACAAUAAAACGAUGGAACCUGCUAAAGUGAUUGGAAAGAAAGGAGCAAGUGCGCAUGGAGCACAAUUCACGUCGUAGUUUUCCAAAAGCUUGGAGCGGAAUUUCGGGCAAGCAAACUAACAAGUUCUACCACCAAUCUGAGAUUAAUUCUCAACUUAGUAACCAACUAAAAUUAAAAGACUUGUGCCCUUUUGUGCACAACAACCAAGGCGAAUCGCAAUUCGUAUCUCCGGAGGUGUACAAACCUUUACUGGCCGUCUGUCGUUGUGGUCGAACUAGGGAAAGCCUCCAUAUGGGAAAAUGCUUACAAAGAGCCUUGAGUCCAGAUUACAAACAAGCCAUGGUACUGAAUGGCACUGAUGCAUGGAAUGGAGAACCAUUGAAUGUGCCUUCCACUUCAAGCUCUACAAUUGGCUUCGUAGGUAUUUCGAAAAACUACCAGAAACUGGAGCGUUCUAUGCAAUAUGUUUCUCCUGCGUUUUCCAUGCCUGGCCCUCGAAUUACAGCAGUCCCUUACUAUAAUAUUAUUAUUGGAUAAGUCAUCACGAAUUUUAA
Drosophila mauritiana is the source of this 836-nucleotide messenger RNA. RefSeq lists its product as uncharacterized. NCBI's taxonomy places the organism in Eukaryota, Metazoa, Arthropoda, Insecta, Diptera, Drosophilidae. The transcript is spliced from 4 exons. Bases 337 to 819 code for a protein of 160 amino acids. The record is from RefSeq and is a predicted model, not a curated record.